Salpingoeca rosetta is the source of this 2481-nucleotide messenger RNA. RefSeq names its product preimmunoglobulin heavy chain binding protein. Gene Ontology annotation, biological process: protein refolding; endoplasmic reticulum unfolded protein response; cellular response to unfolded protein. The coding region runs from base 255 to 2213 and encodes 652 amino acids. Lineage: Eukaryota; Choanoflagellata; Craspedida; Salpingoecidae. The transcript has 2 exons. Gene Ontology annotation, cellular component: endoplasmic reticulum lumen; endoplasmic reticulum chaperone complex; nucleus. Gene Ontology annotation, molecular function: ATP binding; ATP hydrolysis activity; heat shock protein binding. The record is from RefSeq and is a predicted model, not a curated record.
CGGAACCAGAAGCAGCAAGCAAACUCACACAAAGCACAACAAAGCCAGUGCAAAAGCAAGCAAAGCAAGGAAGCAAGGAAGCAGCGCCAGAAGCUGACGCGCAAAGCAAGCCGCUUCUCUUCAUUUUCCACCCCAUCAACGUUGGUCGGUUGCUGCUGCUGUUGCUGUUGGAAGACCGAACGAACAGGGCCAAGGCAGAUCACAACGCGCUGAGAAGACGCACGCGUGCUUCCAUCCAGACACACAGACAGACGAUGAAGUUCUCGUACAAGGCCACGGCCAUUGCGCUGCUGGCCCUGCUUGCUGUUGCAGCGGCUGCUGAUGACAGCGACGACGUUGGCACAGUGAUUGGCAUUGACCUCGGCACCACCUACUCCUGCGUUGGCGUGUUCAAGAACGGCCGCGUGGAGAUUAUCCCCAACGACCAGGGUAACCGCAUCACGCCGUCGUAUGUGGCGUUUACGGAGGAUGGCGAGCGCCUGAUUGGCGACGCCGCCAAGAACCAGCUCACGUCCAACCCGGAAAACACCGUUUUCGACGCCAAGCGCCUCAUCGGCCGCAACUGGGGCGACCAGACAGUGCAGCGCGACAAGAAGUUCUUCCCCUUCACCAUGGUCAACCGCAACGACAAGCCCUCCAUCCAGGUGACGACCAAGGACGGCAAGAAGGAGUUCCAGCCCGAGGAGAUUUCCGCCAUGGUCCUCUCCAAGAUGAGGGAGAUUGCCGAGGCCUACCUGGGCAAGAAGGUCACCCACGCCGUCGUCACCGUCCCCGCCUACUUCAACGACGCCCAGCGCCAGGCCACCAAGGACGCAGGCACCAUUGCCGGCCUCAACGUCAUGCGCAUCAUCAACGAGCCCACGGCUGCCGCCAUCGCCUACGGCCUGGACAAGAAGGAGGGCGAGAAGAACGUGCUCGUCUUCGAUCUCGGUGGCGGCACCUUCGACGUGACCCUGCUCACCAUCGACAACGGCGUCUUUGAGGUGCUUGCCACCAACGGUGACACCCACCUCGGUGGCGAGGACUUUGACCAGCGCGUCAUGGACUACUUUGUCAAGCUGUACAAGAAGAAGCACGGCAAGGACAUCCGCAAGGACCACCGCACCAUGCAGAAGCUGCGCCGCGAGGUUGAGAAGGCCAAGCGCGCCCUCAGCUCCCAGCACCAGACGCGCAUUGAGAUUGAGUCGUUCUUUGAGGGCGAGGACUUCUCCGAGACGCUCACCCGCGCCCGCUUUGAGGAGCUCAACAUGGACCUCUUCCGCUCCACGCUCAAGCCCGUGAAGAAGGUCAUGGAGGACGCCGACCUGAGCAAGGACGAGGUGGACGAGAUUGUGCUCGUCGGUGGCUCCACCCGCAUCCCCAAGAUCCAGCAGCUGGUCAAGGACUACUUCAACGGCAAGGAGCCCAGCCGCGGCAUCAACCCCGAUGAGGCUGUGGCCUACGGUGCAGCCGUGCAGGGCGGCGUGCUCAGCGGCGAGGAGGAGACGGGCGACCUCGUGCUCCUCGACGUCAACCCGCUCACCCUCGGCAUUGAGACAGUUGGCGGCGUCAUGACCAAGCUCAUUGAGCGCAACUCUGUCGUGCCCACCAAGAAGUCGCAGAUCUUCUCCACCGCCGCGGACAACCAGCCCACGGUGACCAUCCAGGUGUUUGAGGGCGAGCGCCCCAUGACCAAGGACAACCACCUGCUGGGCAAGUUUGACCUGAACAACAUCCCGCCCGCGCCGCGCGGCGUGCCCCAGAUUGAGGUGACGUUUGAGAUUGACGUCAACGGUAUCCUGCGCGUGUCUGCGGAGGACAAGGGCACGGGCUCCAAGGAGUCGAUUACCAUCACCAACGACAAGAACCGCCUCACCCCGGAGGACAUUGACCGCAUGAUCAAGGAGGCCGAGAAGUACGCGGAGGAGGACAAGCUGGUGAAGGAGCGCGUGGAGGCGCGCAACGAGCUGGAGAGCUACCUGUACGGCCUGAAGAACCAGCUGGGCGACGACGACAAGCUCGGCGGCAAGCUCAGCGAGGAGGACAAGGAGACGAUUGAGGAGGCCAUUGACGAGAAGAUCUCGUGGCUCUCGGAGAACGAGGACGCCGACGUGGACGACUUCAAGGCCGCGAAGAAGGAGGUGGAGGACAUUGCCACCCCAAUCAUCUCCCAGCUGUACCAGGGCGCCGAGGGCGCUGCAGAGGACGAGGGCGAGGAGCACGACGAGCUCUAAACGAACCCACCCACACCACGAACCGAAAACGCACCACACACACCACACACAACAUAUUCCUGCUUACCUUGCUGUUUUGUUUUCGUGCACUCCUCUCCUCCUUUCCUCCUCUCCCUCCUCAUCUUUCUCCUGUCCUUCCCCCUGCCUACCUCACCAGGUUAAAGCUGCAACUGUGUGUCUUCCUCUUUCAUGAUGAAUGCGGCGCUCCAAUGCGCGUUUGUACACCACAGAUGGAAAAAACAAAAAGUAAAACAUUGCUGUAAGACAA